AUUUACAACUUAGUGAUCAAGAGUUGCAAAAUUUAACUCUUGUGGAGAUCGAGAAGUUGAUGCAAAAAAAAAGAGAAAAAGUCUAAAAGAUUAUCCCUCAAUACCGUAUCCAAAUGGAUAUAUCACGGAACAACUAGGGAAUAAGCUUAUUUAUGCAGAAAGUGAUUAUGAUACAUCCAAGUUGCGUGAGGAGUUCCAAACUUUGUAUGCUUCUCUUACCGAUGAACAGAAAGACAUAUUUGACACAAUAAUGGAAGCUGCAAAUAACCAAAAAGGCGGAGUAUACUUUUUAUAUGGUUGUGGUGGUACAGGAAAAAUAUUUAUGUGGAGGACACUAGCUUCUGCCUUACGUUCUCAACGUCAUAUUGUUUUAACUAUCGCGUCCAGUGGUAUAGCUUCUCUACUCUUACCUGGCGGUAGAACUGCACACUCUAAAUUUUCAAUCCUCCAAACUUUGUAUGCUUCUCUUACCGAUGAACAGAAAGACAUAUUUGACACAAUAAUGGAAGCUGCAAAUAACCAAAAAGGCGGAGUAUACUUUUUAUAUGGUUGUGGUGGUACAGGAAAAAUAUUUAUGUGGAGGACACUAGCUUCUGCCUUACGUUCUCAGCGUCAUAUUGUUUUAACUAUCGCGUCCAGUGGUAUAGCUUCUCUACUCUUACCUGGCGGUAGAACUGCACACUCUAAAUUUUCAAUCCAAGUUCCUACUCUAGAGAACUCUACAUGCAAUAUACAUCAAGGGAGUGAACUUGCAGAGCUCUUAAAACAGACUAAGUUGAUAAUAUGGGAUGAAGCAACAAUGGCUAAUAAAUUUUGUUUUGAAGCACUAGACAGAAGCCUAAAUGACAUCAUCAACAAUGAUGGUAAUUCAAUUUUACCAUUCGGAGGAAGAGUGGUUGUCUUUGGAGGAGACUUCAGACAAACUUUACCAGUUAUUCCUGGAGGAAGCCGUUCAGACAUUGUUAAUGCUACAAUCAAUUCUUCAUAUCUAUGGGAUGACUGUCAGGUACUGUCUCUUACUAAAAAUAUGCGACUUCAAAAUAGUUUGGAUAUGACAAGUGCUACUGAGCUCAAAGAAUUUUCAAAAUGGAUAUUGGAUGUGGGGGAUGGAAAAAUAUCAGAGCCAAACGAUGGUUAUGCAGAAAUAAAAAUUCGAGAUGAAUUCUUGAUUAAAGAAUUUGAUGAUCCAAUUGAUUCAAUAAUUCGUAGCACGUAUCCUAACUUGCUGGAGCAAUACAAAAAUGAGGAAUUUCUCAAGUCUAGAGCUGUAUUGGCAUUAACUAUUGAAAUUGUCGAUAAAAUAAACGACUAUGUUCUUUCAACGCUCCCAAGUAAUAUUAUAAAAAUGCUACCUUCCUUAUUUACUUACAAAAUAAAUUCUUAAACAAAUUUAAUAAUUAAAUUAAGACUAAUGAACUUUUAUAACUACAAGUGAAGAAAGAGAAUAUUUAAGUUGCGAUUCUGUAGACAAGUCAGAUGUAGUUGAAGACGAAGCAUUUGAAACGUUGACACCAGAAUUUCUCAAUUCCUUGAGAACAUCAGGUCUCCCAAAUCACAACAUACGGCUUAAGGUUAGGACUCCAGUAAUGUUGUUAAGAAAUAUAGACCAGUAAAGACUAUGUAAUGGAACUAGAUUGAUUGUCACAAGACUGGGAAAUCAUGUCAUCGGAGCACGAAUUAGGGCUGGGACCGGUUCGGUUCUUACUCAAAAUGAGUGGAACCGUUAUAAAAGUUUUAACUAAUGAAAUUGGUUCGGUUCCUAUGUAAAAAAUGAAGAACCGUUAUGGAACCGAACCGGUAGUAAACGGUUCGGUUCUUCCUUUUACCGGUUCCUAGAAUAAUUUUUUCUCAUCUAAGAAUUAACACAUAAUUUACUUUCUACAAACAACAUAAACAUGUCGAAAAUUCAAAAAAUGAGUAUUAGAAUUUUAUUUGAAGCUCUAAUCACUUCAAACAUCAAAGAUCAAACUUAACUAAUGAACUGCGAACACUUAAUAGAACAAAAAAUGAUUUAAAUUUUCAUGUAAUAAAUAAA
This is a messenger RNA of Cuscuta epithymum, 2035 nucleotides long. Lineage: Eukaryota; Viridiplantae; Streptophyta; Magnoliopsida; Solanales; Convolvulaceae. The record is from the annotation of a GenBank genome assembly.